This is a messenger RNA of Orussus abietinus, 2703 nucleotides long. RefSeq names its product translation initiation factor IF-2, mitochondrial (gene mIF2). Gene Ontology annotation, molecular function: GTPase activity; GTP binding. The record is from RefSeq and is a predicted model, not a curated record. Bases 154 to 2295 code for a protein of 713 amino acids. The transcript is spliced from 11 exons. NCBI's taxonomy places the organism in Eukaryota, Metazoa, Arthropoda, Insecta, Hymenoptera, Orussidae.
AGUACAUAUUAGUUGACGUAUUAUACCAGAUUAUACUGUAUUAUACUUGAUUAUACAUACCGAACCCUGCGUACACGUUUAUAUAUACCGUCACAUUGCAAAUGUAGUUUGAAAUCAACUGUUGUUGAAUACUUAAUGUAGUUCGGUGUAAUUAUGAAUGCAGCAUUGCGUUUCGUAAGACCGUACAUUGAAUUAAGGAAGUCUUCUACUGUUUUAACAAGUGCAACUGUCUGGUAUAAAAUUGCCACAUGUGUCAAUGGAUCUCAUACGCGGUUUCGUUAUUAUCACAGGACACUCCCAAAUUAUAAAAAACGAAAAACCAACGAAGAAAAGAAAAGGAUUAAGACGUUACAAUUUAUUCCUAGAGUACCUGAGAAGAAAGUGGUACCUGUAAUCGAUGUUUGGAAUGAUAUGAAAAUAGCAGAUUUGGUACAUGCUACGAAAAGGAGCAUCGAUGAAGUUCUAACAGCUAUAUCUUUCUGUUCUACCAAUAGGCACAAUUAUAAUUCAAAUACCAUUAUCUCUAACAUGCGCGUGUCGGAAGAAAUCGUUAAGAAAUUGGGAUACAAAUCUCGGAGUGUUAGCAACCCUGAUACAAUGUUAUCAAAGAAAAAGGAUCUUGAUGCCGUUAAACGUCCGCCACCGGACCCUACGAUACUGAUAAAGCGUCACCCAAUUGUUACCGUUAUGGGCCAUGUCGAUCAUGGUAAAACGACGUUGUUGGAUUCUUUAAGAAAGACCUCUGUUGUACUGUCCGAAUUUGGUGGGAUUACUCAACACAUCGGCGCGUUUAACGUGACCCUAGAAACCGGAGAGAGAAUGACGUUCCUGGACACUCCUGGCCACGCCGCGUUCAACGCCAUGCGAGCGAGAGGUGCACGCAUUACGGACAUAGUAGUGCUAGUCGUAGCGGCCGAUGACGGGGUCAUGGAGCAAACUGUACAAAGCAUCGAGAUGGCCAAGUCCGCCAACGUGCCCAUCGUAGUGGCGAUCAACAAAAUCGACAAACACAACGCAGACAUUAGAAGAACACAAAAAAUGCUGGCCAUAAACGGCAUUCAAGUGGAGGACCAAGGAGGCGACGUUCAAAGCGUAAACAUUUCAGCUUUGAAAGGUGUCAAUUUGAACGCUCUGGUGGAAUGCAUAGCCGCGCAGGCAGAAGUGAUGAACCUGACGGGCGACCCCACGGGCCUGGUGGAAGCGGUCGUUGUCGAAGCAAGCUGCGAAACCGGCCGCGGAAAGGUGGCGACCGUCCUGAUACAACGUGGCACCCUGAGGCCCGGUGCCGUUCUUGUGAGCGGCGUGGCCUGGGCCAAGGUGAGGGCUAUGUUCGACGAGGCGGGCAAGCCGGUCCGCGAAGCACGAUUGGCCGAGGCCGUGGAGGUCAUCGGAUGGCGAGUGGUCCCCGACGUCGGCGACGAAAUCCUACAGGUGGAGAGCGAGCGGCGAGCCGGCGAGGUUGUCGCGUAUCGACGGGCGCAACUCGACAACCUUCGAGCCAUCGAGCAGGACAAAGCGGCCGAGCUGAAAUAUGUCGAUUACCGCGAGGAGUACAAGGCGAACCUAGAAAAAAGACGGAAGCUCGGGGUAAUUAAGCUGAAGAAAGAAGGCCCAAGGAAGAAGGAAUCGCUCCCCGACGACGAUACUCCGAAAGUGAACGUCCUGAUCAAGGGCGACGUCGCCGGUUCGGUUGAGGCCAUUAUGGAUAUCCUGAACACUUACCCCGACGCGGAGCAAUGCCGAUUGAACGUGGUACACCACGGCAUCGGCGACGUCACUCAGUCGGACGUCCAGCUAGCAGAAGCGUUCAAUGCAAUAAUCUACUGCUUCAACGUCGCCGUUCCGCGGAACUUGGAGAACAGCGUCACUGAACUGAAAGUAUCCAUUCGCGAGCACACUGUUAUUUACAAUCUCAUUGAGGACCUGAAGGAAGAGAUUAACGGCAAACUUCCACCGGUGACGAAGGAUGAAAUACUAGGCGAAGCCAACGUCUUGCAACAGUUUGUCGUGACGGAAAAGCGGAAAAAGGUAAACGUCGCGGGAUGUCGGUGCACGAAGGGCGUUCUCCUAAAAACCGCGAAUUUUCGAGUGAUACGCGGAAAAGACACCGUCAUCUACGAAGGCAAAGUCGAAUCCAUGAGACACCUCAAAGAAGAAGUCGCAUCGAUUAAAAACGACACGGAAUGCGGACUGAGGUUCGAACAACCUGACGUCUCGGUCCAACCGGGAGACCGUUUGAUCUGUUUCAAGAUCAUCCAGAAGGAGCCGGAAACCCAGUGGGAUCCUGGUUUCUGAAAUUUCGAUAGAAGAAGCGACAGCGCGUUUUGACUUAAUGAUGCCGGGUUCCCACGGGACGUAAACCGCGCUUUCGUACACGUUCUGUAUGAAAAGUCGUGGAACUCGCGUUCGAGAUCACCGAGCCACGAAACAGGUGUGAAGAGAUCAAACACGCUUGAUUUUUCAGUCAUGUUCACGUCAUCGUAGAGAUAAAACGGCACAACCGUCGGCAAUUAGUCGGCCUUUCGUUUAAUACUGGUAAAUCCAUCUGAACUUUCUACCGUAGUGAUUAACCGCGCAGGCAUAAACGCUAGAGUCGCUAAUGACCGUGGUUCGUGUGUCAUGGAAACCCGGCAUUACACGGUACCGGCGUAAUUGAGCAUUUUGUUGAAGAGGAAGAAAAAAAAAAAGAUACAACGAAACGUA